Molecule: messenger RNA, 1184 nt
Organism: Nymphaea colorata (pocket water lily)
Lineage: Eukaryota; Viridiplantae; Streptophyta; Magnoliopsida; Nymphaeales; Nymphaeaceae
Exons: 2
Coding region: 106-912 (268 amino acids)
Source: RefSeq, a predicted model, not a curated record
AAACAUCUCUGCUCUCAUUAUUAAUCAAGGAAAGGAAGAGGAGGAAACGCAAACUGAAAGGGGGUGAUGGGAGUUUGCGCAGGAUGAAAAGAAAGAGGAGCGGCGAUGGUGAUGGAGAUCAAGGAGUUGCUGGAUGUGGUCUUGGUACCAUCGAGCCUGACCCUCAUGUUUGGUUACCAUCUCCUUCUCCUCUACCGAGUGCUGCGAUGGCCGGAGACAACGGUGAUUGGAUACGAGAAUCACAAUAAGAAGGCCUGGGUAGAAAGAAUGCUGCAGAGGGGCGCUGGUGAUUGCAGCAUGGCUCUGGAUGUGCUCUCAAGCAACUUAUCCGCAGCAACAUACCUAGCAUCGAUCUCUAUUGCACUUAGCUCUCUAAUAGGCACCUGGAUAGGCAGCACCUCCUCUUCAAAUAUUUUCAGAAGCAGUGUGAUCUAUGGGGAUGUAACUCCCUCCACAACCAGCGUGAAAUAUGUGACUCUCCUUGCCUUCUUCCUCCUUGCGUUCACCUUCUUCGUUCAGUCUGCUCGGCACUUCGUUCAUGCCAACUUUCUCAUCAGCACGCCGGACUGCGAAAUUCCGGUCGGAUACGUUCAGCGAGCUGUUAUCAGGGGAGGCAAUUUCUGGUCUCUAGGCCUCAGGGCUCUCUACUUUGCUACCACGUUGCUACUCUGGAUCUUUGGUCCAAUCCCCAUGUUUGUGGGCUCAAUUUGCAUGGUGGCCAUGAUGCAUUUCUUAGACACUAAUUCAACACCCCUGCUACAAUUUGGGUCGUCUAAGGAAGGCAAAGCUCUGAGCCAGAGGCAACGGCAGCGCCGACUUCACCGCCAUGAUAUGCCACAGAUGGAUCCUAGCAGCCAGUUAGUUUCUACGAUGCAGUAUACAGAUGCGAUGCAGAUCACGGCCACCACAUGAUCAGGGUUUGGAUGAUCUGCCUGAAUUCAGUUGUCUAUAUGGAUAUUGAAUCAAAGCAUUUCAAUUGGUAAUCACUUUAUGUGAUGGAUUUUUAAACAUUAUUAGGUAAAACCGAAGGAACUGAAGUUGAUCUUUAAAUUUAGGAACGGAAAAUGAAGAAGCGAUUCCUCUUUAAAAGGAAAAAGUUCUUGAACUUUAGUACUACAACAUUAUUCAUGGAUUGCAUUUCUACAAUUUUUAUUGUAAAAAGCGUUGAAUGAAAACCUGGAUGG